Molecule: messenger RNA, 1248 nt
Organism: Cinclus cinclus
Lineage: Eukaryota; Metazoa; Chordata; Aves; Passeriformes; Cinclidae
Gene: SYT2
Product: synaptotagmin 2
Exons: 8
Coding region: 1-1248 (415 amino acids)
Biological process (GO): cellular response to calcium ion; regulation of dopamine secretion; synaptic vesicle endocytosis
Cellular component (GO): axon; synaptic vesicle membrane; dense core granule
Molecular function (GO): phosphatidylserine binding; clathrin binding; syntaxin binding
Source: RefSeq, a predicted model, not a curated record
AUGACAUUCAAGCAAGCAUCCAUGAUGGCCCCGGAGGCCACAGCCAGCACGCUGCCCAUGAACACCAUGGAGAACUCCACUGAGGCUGCAGGACCAGGCGAGAACAAGGAGGACAUGUUCACCAAGCUGAGGGACAAGUUCAUGAAUGAGCUCAACAAGAUCCCCUUGCCACCCUGGGCCCUCAUUGCCAUCGCAGUUGUGGCUGGACUCCUCAUCCUCACCUGUUGCUUCUGUAUCUGCAAGAAGUGCUGCUGCAAGAAGAAGAAGAACAAGAAGGAGAAGGGCAAGGGCAUGAAGAACGCCAUGAACAUGAAGGACAUGAAGUCAGGCAACCAGGACGACGAUGAUGCAGAGACGGGUCUGACAGAGGGGGAAGGUGAGGAAGAGGAGAAGGAACCAGAGAACCUGGGCAAGCUGCAGUUCUCACUGGACUAUGAUUUCCAGGCAAACCAGCUCACAGUGGGGAUCCUCCAAGCUGCUGAACUGCCAGCUUUGGACAUGGGUGGCACUUCAGACCCCUAUGUUAAAGUGUUCCUGCUUCCUGACAAGAAGAAAAAGUAUGAGACCAAAGUACAGAAGAAGACCCUCAACCCGGCUUUCAAUGAGACCUUCACCUUCAAGGUGCCCUACCAGGAGCUGGGUGGGAAGACACUGGUGAUGGCCAUCUAUGACUUCGAUCGCUUCUCCAAGCACGACAUCAUCGGUGAGGUAAAGGUGCCCAUGAACACAGUGGACCUGGGCCAGCCCAUUGAGGAAUGGCGGGACCUGCAGAGUGGUGAGAAGGAGGAGCCAGAGAAGCUGGGAGAUAUCUGCAUCUCCCUCCGGUACGUGCCCACGGCUGGGAAGCUCACAGUCUGCAUCCUGGAAGCCAAAAACCUGAAGAAGAUGGAUGUCGGGGGCCUCUCAGAUCCCUAUGUGAAGAUCCACCUGCUGCAGAAUGGCAAGAGGUUGAAGAAGAAGAAGACCACAGUCAAGAAGAAGACCCUGAACCCUUACUUCAAUGAGUCCUUCAGCUUUGAGAUCCCCUUUGAGCAGAUACAGAAAGUGCAAGUGGUCAUCACAGUGCUGGACUACGACAAGCUGGGGAAGAACGAAGCCAUUGGCAAGAUCUUCACAGGCUUGAACUCCACUGGCACGGAGCUACGGCACUGGUCCGACAUGCUGGCCAACCCCCGGCGGCCAAUUGCCCAGUGGCACUCACUGAAGCCAGAGGAAGAAGUAGAUGCAGCUCUUGGGAAAAACAAAUAG